Messenger RNA from Oryza brachyantha (malo sina), 2238 nucleotides. RefSeq names its product protein DETOXIFICATION 19-like. The record is from RefSeq and is a predicted model, not a curated record. Lineage: Eukaryota; Viridiplantae; Streptophyta; Magnoliopsida; Poales; Poaceae. Gene Ontology annotation, biological process: xenobiotic detoxification by transmembrane export across the plasma membrane. The transcript is spliced from 6 exons. Gene Ontology annotation, cellular component: membrane. Gene Ontology annotation, molecular function: antiporter activity; xenobiotic transmembrane transporter activity. Bases 94 to 1899 code for a protein of 601 amino acids.
CGCGCGUCUUGCGUUGCCUAGCUCGCUCGCAUCGGUUUAACUUGACGAAGCGUGCGUGCGUAUACCGGUGCGGCCGGUGCGUACGUGGGAACGAUGGCCAGUUUCCGCCACGCUCGCGGCGCGCUGCACGCCACCACCACCACGACACUCCUCCCGUUUCCCCACCGCCCACCACUCCCCACCACGACGACGACGACACCGACUCCUCCUCCUCCUCGUGCAACCCGCGGCCUACAUAUACGCUCCUCCGCAUCGCACCACCGGCGCUACCACCACCACCACCAGCACCACAGCUCGCUGCCGAUCGCCACCCGGCGGCUGCUUAGGCCGCGGCGCCGCGGGCGGGAGGUGGUCGUGAUCCGGCGCUGCUGCGGCGCCGCCCGUGAACCGGCCGACGACGACGCCGACAUGGCGUCCGCCGACGGCGCCGCCGCCGCGGAGCCGCUGCUCGGCGGCGGCCGUGGCAGUAAGGGAGGAGGAGGAGGUGGCGAGGAGGAGAUCAUCAGGGCGCGGUCGUCGUCGUCGUCGUGGCUGGGGCGCGUGGUGGACAGGGAGGAGGCGUGGGCGCAGACGCAGUUCGCCGUGCCGAUGGUGCUGACCAACAUGUCCUACUACGGCAUCCCGCUGGUGUCCGUCAUGUUCUCCGGCCACCUCGGCGACGUCCACCUCGCCGGCGCCACGCUCGGCAACUCCUGGGCCACCGUCACCGGCUACGCCUUCGUCACCGGCAUGAGCGGCGCCCUGGAGACGCUGUGCGGGCAGGCGUACGGCGCGCGGAUGUACCGGAUGCUGGGCCUCUACCUGCAGUCGUCGCUGGUCAUGUCGGCGGCGGUGUCCGUCCUCAUCGCCGUGCUCUGGUGCUUCACGGAGCCGCUGCUGCUGCUGCUCCGGCAGGACCCGGAGGUGUCCGUCGCCGCGGCGGCGUUCGUGCGCGCCCAGGUGCCCGGCCUCUUCGCCUUCUCCUUCCUCCAGUGCCUCCUCCGGUACCUGCAGACGCAGUCCGUCGUGGCGCCGCUCGUCGUCUGCUCCGUCGCGCCGUUCCUGCUCCACGUCGCGCUGGCGCACCUGGCGGUCAACGUGCUCGGCCUCGGCCUCGCCGGCGCCGGGGCCGCCGUCUCCGUCACCUUCUGGGCCUCCUGCCUCAUGCUGCUCGCCUACGUGCUCCGGUCCGAGAAGUUCGCCGAGACGUGGAGCGGGUUCUCCGCGGAGGCGUUCGACUUCGUCCUGCCCACCGUCAAGCUCGCCACGCCCUCCGCCGUCAUGGUCUGCUUGGAGUACUGGGCGUUCGAGCUCCUGGUUCUGAUCGCCGGCUUGCUCCCGAAUCCCACGGUGAGCACCUCGCUGAUCGCCAUGUGCUCGAGCACGGAGGCCAUUGCUUACAUGAUCACGUACGGGUUCAGCGCCGCCGUGAGCACGCGGGUGUCGAACGAGAUCGGGGCCGGGAACGUGGAGGGGGCGAAGAACGCGGUGACGGUGACGCUGAAGCUGUCGGUGUUCCUGGCGGCGACGUUCGUGCUGCUGCUGGGGCUCGGCCACGGCCUCUGGGCGGGGCUCUUCAGCGGGAGCGCCGCCAUCGUGGCGGAGUUCGCCGCCGUGACGCCGCUGAUGAUGGCCUCCAUCCUGCUCGACUCCGCGCAGGGCGUCCUGUCGGGCGUCGCCAGGGGCUGCGGCUGGCAGCACCUCGCCGCCGUCACCAACCUCGUCGCCUUCUACUUCGUCGGCAUGCCCCUCGCCAUCUUCUUCGCCUUCAAGCUCCACUGGUAUACCAAGGGAUUGUGGCUGGGUUUGAUCUGCGGGCUGACAUGCCAGACGUGCACGUUGAUGGUGAUCACCAGCCGCACCAAAUGGUCCAAGAUCGUGGAGGCGAUGCAGGAGAAGAAGGCCAGCUACCUCGCUUAGUUUAUAGUUUUAAAUGUAGCUGCUGCGUGCCUGCCUAGCUUUUGUCUGUGGAUCAUCGUAUCGAGUCGCGGAUUGGAUAUGAUCAUGAGCAUCUCUGAAGCCUGAAGGCAACAAGAUUUUUUUCUUUCUUUCUUUGUUUUUUUUUUUUUUUGGAGCUGGCCUGUUAGAGACGCGCGCGCGAGUGCGAACGGAUUGCUGAACUACGGUUUCUUCUGAUGAUGAAAUGGACGAACGGUUUACUGUAUUUUUGAGAUGGUGAACAGCAUUGUGAAAAAAGGAAAAUAGACACAAACGAUGUGUGUACAUUGAUGAUGGAAAUUGCUAGUCCAAAAUGUUUAA